Messenger RNA from Botrytis byssoidea, 1166 nucleotides. RefSeq lists its product as uncharacterized. The record is from RefSeq and is a predicted model, not a curated record. The coding region runs from base 281 to 943 and encodes 220 amino acids. NCBI's taxonomy places the organism in Eukaryota, Fungi, Ascomycota, Leotiomycetes, Helotiales, Sclerotiniaceae. The transcript is spliced from 5 exons.
UGAUGUGAUGUGAUGUGAUGUGAUGUUAUGUGGUUAGGUAGGUAUGCAAAGGAGAGGAAGGGUAGGGUUGAUCUUGAUUUUGAUCCUGAUCUUGAUUUUUGUAUAUAUAUAUAUAUAUAGAGUAUGAGAGUAUAUGCACAUGAAUGAGGGCAUUUCAUCAUCAGGCAGGAUAAUCGUUUGAAUUGAAUAUACAUAAGGUACCUUACUGAAUAACGCAACGAUACUUGACGGAGAGAGGAAAGGAAGAUUCGAAGAAUUGAAGAAUCGAAGAAAAGAGGACAUGGCACAGCAACCUCUUACUCAUGGUGCGCCGGGCUCGGAAGUGAGUGCGAAGGAUCGGAUACUCGAGACCGGAGCAAGCGUCACGCAGGAUUUUGCACCGAUUAAAAAAAUUUGUGCGCAUCUUAAUGCGUUACAUGUUUAUGCUGCGGAGAGGGAGAGGAGUGUUGAGGCGAAUCAUUAUUGUACGCAUUUGAGUGGGGAGGUCCGUCAAUGUCUCAUCUACGAUUCCCCAACGAAUCCGGCAAGAUUGAUUGGAGUCGAAUAUAUGAUCACCAGGAGAUUGUAUGAGAAAUUGGAUGCGGAGGAGAGGAAACUUUGGCAUUCGCAUGAUUAUGAGGUCAAAUCCGGAAUGCUCAUUCUCCCCAACCCCACAGUCCCAGAUGCAGUCUGGACCGUAGCAGAAACGGAAGAAAUGAAAGAGGUUAUUGGGUUGUAUGGAAAAACAUUUCAUUUCUGGCAGACGGAUAGGGGCGAUGAGUUACCGCUUGGAAUGCCGGUUUUGAUGGGGAGUUUUACGGCGGAUGAGCAGGUACCGUGGGAUAAAGUCAAAGAAAGAGAUGAGAGAUUUGGGGUUGAUACGCAGAAGAAGAGAGAAGCGAGAAAGGGGAUUGAGAGUGUGGAGAUUCAUGAGGAUGCUGAUCAGGUUUGGAAGAAGAAAUAAGUUUUGUGUCUUUAAAUUCAAAGGAUGGAAUGUGUUUUUAUGGGUAGCUGAGAGACCACGAUGUUGUUUGUUGUUGAUUGAAAAGUCUAUGGUUGCUCUGGAUGGAUGGAUGAAUGAAUGAAUGAAUGCUUGAUUUGAGGGUGGAUAUUUGGAUUUUUUAUACUUGGCACUACGUACCUAGGUAACUAUAAAAUAGAUAUAGUAUCAAAAAGAAAGAAAAAAA